This is a messenger RNA of Rhipicephalus sanguineus (brown dog tick), 2373 nucleotides long. RefSeq names its product fibrous sheath CABYR-binding protein-like. Lineage: Eukaryota; Metazoa; Arthropoda; Arachnida; Ixodida; Ixodidae. The record is from RefSeq and is a predicted model, not a curated record. Gene Ontology annotation, molecular function: serine-type endopeptidase activity. The coding region runs from base 1 to 2373 and encodes 790 amino acids. Gene Ontology annotation, cellular component: membrane. The transcript has a single exon.
AUGUCAUCGUCACGUCGCGGAAGUGCCGAAGGUGCCCCCGAAAAGAGUCCGAGCCGACACGGCGCCUCCUAUUCCGCAGCCGAUGCAACUCCGGCCCCUCGCCCCGAUAGCCAGCCGCCUGUCAGCGGCUCCGAUGUAGCCCCUAACCCCGCGGCAACAAGCGAUGCCAGUAAGCCAGGGGAACAAAAGCUGGUCGGUUCCGCUGUAGCAGCCGAACCUGUAGGAACAAGCGAAGGGCACCGUCCAGCGGAAGAAAAUCCGGUCGAUUCCGUGGCAGCAGCCGAGCCUACUGGAACAAGUGAAGGCCACCAUCCAGUGGAAGAAAAACCGGUAGGUUCCGUGGCAGCAGCCAAGCCUGUAGAAACAAGCAAAGGCCACCAUGCAGCGGAAGAAAAACCGGUCGGUUCCUCUGCAGCAGGCGAGACUGUAGGGACAAGCGAAAGGCACCAUGCAGCGGAAGAAAAACCGGUAGGUUCCGCUGUAGCGGCGGAGCCUGUAGGGACUAGCGAAGGCCACCCUCUAGCGGAAGAAAAACCGGUAGGCUCCGCGGCAGUAACCAAGCCUACAGGAACAAGCGAAGACCACCAUCCAGCGGAAGAAAAACCGGUUGGGUCCACGGCAGCAUCCGAACCUACAGAAACAACUGAAGACCACAAGCCUCAGGAACUAAAGCCCAUCGGUUCCGCUGUAGCAGCCGAGCCUCGAGAAACAAUCGAAGGCUACCGUCCAGCGGAAGAAAAACCGGUCGGUUCCGCUGUAGCAGGCGAGAGUGUAGGGACAAGCGAACGCCGCUAUCCGGCGGAAGAAAAACCGGUUGGUGCCGCUGCAGCAGCCGAGCCUGCCGGAACUAGCGAAGGCCACCCUCCAGCGGAAGAAAAACUGGUAGGUUUCGCGGCAGCAGCCAAGCCUACAGGAACAAGCGAAGGGCACCAUCCAGCGGAAGAAAAACCGGUUGGUUCCAUAGUAGCAUCCGAGCCUACAGAAACUAGUGAAGGCCACAAGCCUCCGGAACAAAAGCCCGCCUGGUCCGCUGUAGCAGCCGAGCCUCGAGAAGCAAUCGAAGGCUACCAUCCAGCGGAAGAAAAACCGGUCGGUUCCGCUGUAGCAGGCGAUCCUGUACGGACAAGUGAAGGCCACAACGCAGAUGCACAAAAGCCGGAGCCGCAGUGUUCGAUAAGCGCGGCGUCCCAGCGUUCUCUCGAGCUGACGGCCGGUCUGAGCUCGUCACUGCCUCACCAACAGUCCGGACCCCUCUCGCUUCCUAAGGCAACGUCAAAGUCGCGCGCAGACUACGUGUGCGGCUCGUCCCAGACGCUGGAAGACUCUACCGGCGCCUACAGGUCGCUCACCCUCCAGUACUCGCCGAGGAGACGGAACCAGCAGGACUCGUGGUCUGGGGUGACGUCGCCCGGCGGCAGCGAGGCACCCUGGAGUCCCAUGUCGCCGAGCUCGCCCGGCAGCCGGACGCCGUCUGUCUCGGCGGCGGGGGCCUCCAGAACGUGGGCUUCGUUCGCCCUGCCGCCAGGAGCCGCCGACGACGCCCAGACGAAGCUCGUUCACUCCGAGGAACUCUUCAAAAAAGCAGCGUCGGGCGCCGUCACUGCCGAAAGGGCGCGGUCCAUGACGAUGCAAGUGAGCAGUGGGCUCCACGAUCAAGCUUCGCCGAGUCCCAGGACCGUCACCGUUUGGACGGGCUUACCCUGGAGGCUCUCGCGACCGCAGUCGCCGUCAUCUUCUGACAAGCAACUCGCCGCCGCACUGUCUGCGGAAGCCGCCGAGUUUGAGGACGCGUUGGCCGCUCCUCGACUACCGUGGGCCACGCUGACGGUGAUGUGGCUCGCGGCGCUGGCGCACUGGAAGUUCCUUCACAAGCACUACCCCGAGCGUUGCGCCAGCAGCGUCGCCAUCGUGGACGAAGGCCACUGGUCGCGAGUCGUGUUCGCCGCGUUCCAUCACGAAGACUUUUGGCAUCUGACGUCGAACCUGGUGCCCUUCUUUUUCAAGGGCAUCGUGCUGGAAGCCGCGCUCGGCACGACCUACUUUGCCGCCUUGUUCACCUUCGCCGUCCUCGCGGUCGGUCUGGCCAACAUGGCCGUCAUCGAAAUUGCGUACGCAUACACUCGUGCGUCCUACCUGCGCACCAUGUGCGCGCACACCUUCUCGGGCGUCGUGGUGGCGCUGCAAGUGUUCAGCUUCAGUCGCUACUCGGGCGCCACUCUUCAUUACGGGAAGUACGAGCACUCGGCGGGCGCGCACUGGGGCCUGCUGUUGGCGGCCGAUCUGGAGUUCGCGUGGCCGUCUCUGCAGAGAGCCUUGCUGCCCGUCGUGGUCGGGCUGUUUGUCGGCUUGAUCAUGGUGGCCGUCGUACGGUGA